Molecule: messenger RNA, 1416 nt
Organism: Osmia bicornis bicornis
Lineage: Eukaryota; Metazoa; Arthropoda; Insecta; Hymenoptera; Megachilidae
Exons: 7
Coding region: 1-1416 (471 amino acids)
Source: RefSeq, a predicted model, not a curated record
AUGUCGGAUUACUCGACGGAUUCGUUGGAGGAUACGAACGAGGUGUCUCCGAGGAGUCCAGAUUCUUUGCUAAAGAACAAUGUCAGUCCCAACCUACAGCCAAUUAAAGCUACGAAUGAUUUAUCACACGAUGUUGCGUGCCGCUUGAAACCUACCAAUUCCCUUUUACCACGUAAACAAGAUACCGGAUGUAAUGAAACCACGUCGGGCAUUGGUGCCAGUAAAGACAGGGGGACAGUCGGCAGCAGGAAUGCGAUAAUUGCGAGCGGAGACACGUACAAACGACGACGCCCGGCGUCCUCAAAGAACAGAAAAGUAGACGUCACGGAUAGCCUUAAAAGAAACAACAUAGACAAUUCGAAGCAAAAGAAGGAGGUUGCCAAGAGGGUGGUUGCGCCUCGGUGUACCAAAGGUUCCGCAAAGGCGUUCACGUUGAAACAAAAUUGUUGCUCCAAGGAAAGUUCGAUGCCUGUGAAACGAGAGAAAAAGUUUGGCAAUGUAUCCGCAUCGAAUACUCGACAGACGAUGGAGUCGUGUUCCUAUCUGGAGCUUCAUUGUCGCAGAUUCAGUGGACCAUGGUACACCGUUCGAUCCCCCAAGGGUUCUACCUUGUCGGUUUGGGGGGACAGCCACCAAGAGGAGAUCACAGACGACGAGACACGUUCGUUGGCUAGCCCGAGGGACGAUCAAAGCGAGCUGAGCUUUUAUCGGCGUCUAAUCGAGACAUCCAACGAUCCUUUGGCCUCGGCCAUCCGAUCCUCCGAAACUGUGCAUCAGCCUGACCUACAGGACACGGACCUCCUCUCCUCCUCCUUCUCCUUCGACGAGAGAGUUAAGCAGCCGUCCGACGAUAAAUCGAAGAAGAGCGUGGGAUAUCGGCCGUACACCAUCGAGGAGUACAAGACCUUGUCGAUUCCGAAGCUCGAUCGAUCUCUUGGGCCCGAUAAAGUCGAGAUGCAAGCGAAGAGAGAGUGGCUGAUGCGGCGAAGAUCAUACGGGAAUUCAGUCAGCGCUCGUAAUUGUCAACGCAUGUUGCUGCAAGCACAGAAAACCAAGUUGAAGGACGACAUCGCUGAGAAAUGUUUCCUGCCUCCUUUGAAGGAUCAGGAGAUGGAUGCAAAGACAUCAGAUAAUUCGAUGUCUUCGAUGAUAUUCGAGGAUCAAGGAGGCACUUCGAAAACCAGAAGCGAACAUAGUAGGAAGACUUAUAAGAUCAGCAAGAUAACUUUACCGCGGAGGUCGAAGAAAUUCGUACGAACGUCUAGCUUCUGUUCGUCCUUAAACUCGCGCGACUUCAUCGAAGAUUCAUAUUUGGAGUCCCUAAGGCAACGCCAUCUUUACGAGAAGGAGAUGGUGGAUCGUAUAAUAAACCGAGCACUAUGCUCCCGAGAACACAGCAAACAACUUGCUGCAUAA